This is a messenger RNA of Peniophora sp. CBMAI 1063, 1317 nucleotides long. The record is from the annotation of a GenBank genome assembly. Lineage: Eukaryota; Fungi; Basidiomycota; Agaricomycetes; Russulales; Peniophoraceae.
AUGUCCUCCACGCCUGGUGCAGGUCCGUCCAGGCGUAUACCCACAGCGUCCAAGCCUUUUUCGUCCACCUUCUCCCUUCCUUCCCGUCGCGCGCCUCAAUCCAGCAAGGGUCGACUCAAUACUUUCGCGGACGCGUCUUCCCUACGAUUACACCUCGAUGGCAGCCGCGUCCCAGCAGACCCGUCGAGCGCGUUUCAAGGCAAAGGCCUUGUUGCGAAAAGCUUGAAGAAUGCCGGGCCGGACGCGCGAGGUCGGUGGUAUGCACGCGACGCCACAGGGUCGGCGAAGGUUCCGCGUGAAAGACGAGUGAGAGAGGCGGACGAGACAGAGGCAGCCGUGCAAGAGGAGCUGCGAGCGGAGAGUGUGCCGGCUAAAGGAAAGGAGAAAGAAGUCUUUCGUAACGAAACUUCAGAAGUCUUUGACUUGAACGCAGACGCCCAAGUGGCUGCCGAGAAUGGCAAGGAGGUGGACGCCGAAGAAGUAGUAGAUGAGAAGGAGCUAAGAAGGAGAGAAAGGCGUAGGAAGGAUAACGAGUCCCGAAGACUCAAACGGGCUCGGUUCAAGGAGGACUUGCGUACAGGUAGAGACUUGGUACUGGAUACGCCAACUCUACCAAAAGAUGAAUCUCUGCCGCCACCCGACUUCCUCAAAGUAAUACAUCAUUUUGCCUCAAACUACUACGCGCAUGCAGGUGUCUUGACGGAUAAGUCGCGCGAGUACCGAGCUAUAAAAAAGGCCCGUGCCGAAAGGCGUACAGCCAGGCUCUUCGAACAAGGCAAGGAGGAGCUUGAUGAGGAAGACACUGAUAGCAGCCGUGAAGAGGACGCUGCCACCUCCAGCAGUCGCCCGUCCAAACGCGCACGCCGUUCCCGGUCCAUGUCGCGUGUAACUCGGUCGAGUCGCUCCAGCUCACCGCGCUCGUACUCACGUAGUACUCGAGCUGAUGACGAAGCGGAGGACGAAGAGAAAGGCAUGAGGCAAGAUCCUCUCGUCAAACAACCCGACAUGUACAAAGCCUUCAGCGGCAAGGGUCUGAUGGCUAUCGGCAUACUGAUGCAGGAGUUCAUCGCUGCACAAGUAACACGUGAACCGCCCGAGGAUUGGUUGGAAAGUGCACUUCUGGAGGGGAAAAUACUUGAACCAGAUUCAGAGAUUUCGGAAGCCCCGCAAGAUCCACCGGACGAAGAAGACAAGGAGGUCGAUGAAGGGGGCUCAGGAGGGCUUGACGAGGACUCGGAGAAGGACGAUGAAGACGACGAUAUCCCACGUAGUUCGGACGACGAGAAGAGCAGUAGCAGUCCUUCCGAAGAGGACUGA